AUGGCCGGAAAGCGUCUGGUCUCUCGACAGUGCCAAUAUUCUGGGCGCGGCAUCCUUUCCGCGCUCGAGACAGGCACGCUCGCGCCCCUCGUCUUCGUCGACCUCUCACCGUGCCAGCUCCAAUUGGCCACCGGCGUGCGCCCCACCGUCCGGCGCGUCAUCGUCGACUUCGCCGCCGCCGCCGCCGCCAGGGGGCUCAGGAACAGGACGCUCUCCGCCCGUAGGCCGGUAGUACCGCACGCGGAUGUGGGCUGGAACUUCGAGACCGCGGACGCGCUGCCGGCGGGACAGGAGAUGGCUCACGAGAUCCAGAAGCUCCCGUUCAGCCUUCUGGUGAAAGUGAUGGCUUUCUCGGAUGACGACACAGUUUCCUGCCUCAUGAAGACCAGCAAAUACCUCCACCACCAUGGCGCUCGGUUCCUCUUGGACUACGGCCUCAUCACUCUCAGCACGGAUGAGGAUCUUCGUUCAAUCAUAAACUUCCUUUGCGUUCAAGGCGGAUAUCGUCUUCGCUACCUCGAAGGGCUGGAAUUCGACGUGCCAUCGUUGAAGUCGGACUACGCCAAGCUGCUCGAGAGGUUAUUGGGCGAGUUCACAGCCCAGAUCCGCCUCAAGACGCUGCAUAUUCAGUGCAUGUCCCUACUUCAGCCGGGUACCUCAGCGGAGUCGCCCGAUCAGGUCGCCUCGGGUAGUCUGGAGGAGUCGUCCGAUCAGACCGGGGUGCGGGCGGGGAAUAACAUGAGGGAGGCUUGA
Messenger RNA from Epithele typhae, 753 nucleotides. RefSeq lists its product as uncharacterized. The transcript is spliced from 4 exons. The coding region runs from base 1 to 753 and encodes 250 amino acids. Lineage: Eukaryota; Fungi; Basidiomycota; Agaricomycetes; Polyporales; Epitheliaceae. The record is from RefSeq and is a predicted model, not a curated record.